AUGCUCAGAUUAUCCUCAAACUCCUCAGAUUAUCCUCAGACUACUCCUCAAACUACUCCUCGGUCUAAUCCUCAGACUCCUCCUCAGAUUAUCCUCAAACUCCUCAGACUACUCCUCAAACUACUCCUCGGUCUAAUCCUCAGACUCCUCCUCAGAUUAUCCUCAAACUCCUCAGAUUAUCCUCAAACUCCUCAGAUUAUCAUCAAACUCCUCAGACUACUCCUCAAACUCCUCAAAUUAUCCUCAGACAACUCCUGA
This is a messenger RNA of Trichomonas vaginalis G3, 258 nucleotides long. RefSeq lists its product as uncharacterized. The coding region runs from base 1 to 258 and encodes 85 amino acids. Lineage: Eukaryota; Parabasalia; Trichomonadida; Trichomonadidae. The record is from RefSeq and is a predicted model, not a curated record. The transcript has a single exon.